This is a messenger RNA of Ochotona princeps (American pika), 1241 nucleotides long. It is a transcript of the gene ZNF444, whose product is annotated as zinc finger protein 444. The transcript is spliced from 4 exons. The coding region runs from base 146 to 1156 and encodes 336 amino acids. Gene Ontology annotation, molecular function: DNA-binding transcription factor activity, RNA polymerase II-specific; RNA polymerase II cis-regulatory region sequence-specific DNA binding. The record is from RefSeq and is a predicted model, not a curated record. Gene Ontology annotation, biological process: regulation of transcription by RNA polymerase II. Lineage: Eukaryota; Metazoa; Chordata; Mammalia; Lagomorpha; Ochotonidae.
AGGGGAGGGACGGAGGAGUUUGGCGCAAAGCCUGCCGGGGCAUGGAGUCCCGGUGAGCUGUGUGCGCAUGUGCGGGGAGGUGAGGGGGCUUUGGGGGCCUCGCCUGGCAGAGUGAGGCUCUACCGUGUCUGCCCCACGAAGUGCCAUGGAGGUCCCUGUGUUGCCGCAGCCUGUGAAGCAGGAGGGCACCGCCCCCGAGGGCCUGGCCUCGGGCCUGACCCUGGACUCGCCCUGGCACCGCUUCCGCCACUUCCACCUGGGCGACGCGGCGGGGCCCCGGGAGGCGCUGGGGCUGCUGCGGGCGCUGUGCCGCGACUGGCUGCGGCCCGAGCUGCACUCCAAGGAGCAGAUGCUGGAGCUGCUGGUGCUCGAGCAGUUCCUGAGCGCGCUGCCCGCUGACACGCAGGCCUGGGUGUGCAGUCGGCGGCCGCGCAGUGGGGAGGAGGCCGUGGCCCUGCUGGAGGAGCUCUGGGGACCCGCCGCCCCCCCAGAGCGGCCGUCCGGGGCGGGGGCACCGCAGGAAGUGACCGAAGGCUCCGGGCUCAGCGUCGGAAAGGACAGCAGUGGCAUGGUCCCCUUAGCAGGAGACGCGGAGCCUGCCGUGCAGGUGCCGGCCACAGCCGGGGACGCCCAGGCCGCGCGGCCCUACAAGCAGGAACCUAGCAGUCCCCCGCUGGCGCCCAGCCUGCCGGCCUUCCUCGUGGCCCCGGGCACCGCCGCCUGCCCCGAGUGCGGCAAGACGUCCCUGAAGCCGGCCCACCUGCUGCGCCACCGGCAGAGCCACUCGGGCGAGAAGCCGCACGCCUGCCCCGAGUGCGGCAAGGCCUUCCGGCGCAAGGAGCACCUGCGGCGCCACCGGGGCACGCACCCCGGCGCCCUGGGGCCGGCCCUGCGCCCGCUGCCGGCCCGCGAAAAGCCGCACGCGUGCUGCGAGUGCGGCAAGACCUUCUACUGGCGCGAGCACCUGGUGCGCCACCGCAAGACGCACUCGGGCGCGCGGCCCUACGCCUGCUGGGAGUGCGGCAAGGGCUUCGGGCGCCGCGAGCACGUGCUCCGGCACCAGCGCAUCCACGGGCGCGCGGCGGCCAGCGCGCAGACGGGGGCGGCGCCGGGCCCGGACAGCGGGGGCCCCUUCCCGCCGUGGCCCCUGGGCUAAGGGUCGCUGCUGCCGCGCCCGCCCUUGGUGCUGCGCCACACGCGCCUCCCCGGCACCCUCUCCGUCCCAGCCUUUCUCAGCCCCC